AUGACCAUCGUCCUCCACCAUCUAGGAAUCUCCCAGUCGGAGAGGAUUGUUUGGCUCCUCGAAGAGCUGGGCCUCCAAUACAAACUCGUCAAGCAUGUACGCGAUCCUGUCAUGGCUCCUGGGUCAUUGAAGAGUGUUCCUGGCAAUAAGCCAGGCAAGGCCCCUUUCAUCGAAGACACCGACGCUGGGAUCACUCUCUCGGAAAGCAACGCCAUCACCGACGACAUCAUCUACAAGUAUGGCAACGGAAAGCUUGCUCUUCCUCCCAGCCACAAGAAUUUCGCAGACUAUCUCUACUGGAAGGACUUCGCCAACUCAACAACGCAGCCAAACAUGAUGACGAGCAUGUUCUUGACCCUGGGCAACGUGUCCAAGGAUGAAAUGAUAGCACAGUUCGCUGAAGGACGACUACAUGCCGGCUUCAAGCACAUGGACGAGAGACUCGGCCAGAGUAAGUGGCUUGCUGGCAAGGAGUUCACUGCUGCCGAGACGAUGUCUGUGUACGCCUUGACCACACAACGAUACUUCGGACCGCGCGUAAGUCUUGCUGGAUACGACAACAUCUUACGAUGGCUCAAGGAUUGCUCGGAGAGGCCUGCAUACCAGAAGGCAAUGGAGAAGGGAGAUCCAGAGAUGAAGCUCCUCCUCAGAGCCGACGCCCCUGAGGUCGGCAUGAUGGAGAGUGGUGGUUCGCAGAGUAGUCAUUGGAAGAAAUAG
Fulvia fulva is the source of this 717-nucleotide messenger RNA. RefSeq names its product Glutathione S-transferase 3. NCBI's taxonomy places the organism in Eukaryota, Fungi, Ascomycota, Dothideomycetes, Mycosphaerellales, Mycosphaerellaceae. The coding region runs from base 1 to 717 and encodes 238 amino acids. The record is from RefSeq and is a predicted model, not a curated record. The transcript has 2 exons.